AUGCCGUCCAAGAAAAGCCUAAGAAUUUUGUCCUUUACUGGCCUAUUGCUUCUACUGAUCUACUUUAUGGUUGAACAUUCAGAAAGCAUGUCUGCAGGGUUAGGUGUAAAUGAAUCAAAUGAAAAUGGCAGUCCGACAGGCCAGACCGUAGUAACCACCCAACCAGUUAAGAUGAGAGCAAAACUUAAGGAAAGGCCACAGCUGCCGGACACAGCCAAACCCGACGCCAAGGUGGACGAAGAGAUCGAAAACAUCAAACAAGAAGUAGGGAUCAAGGAAGAUAUCGGGGAGAAAAUACCUAAAGCCCACUCCGCCACUGUGGAUGCCCACUUCGACCCAGCAAAGGAGUACCAGAUGAUUCUCGUCUCUUCGCCGAUGGUCAUAUUCUCCAAAUCCUACUGCCCCUUCAGCAAGCGGCUAAAAGAACUCCUGCAUCAAAAAUAUGUGUUCACUCCAAAUUUCAUUGUUGUCGAACUAGACAAGCACGAGCAUGGAGCCGAACUCCAGUCAUACAUUGGCAGUCAAACCGGGCGUACUACGGUUCCCAAUGUGGUCAUCAACGGCGUUUCUCGAGGUGGGUUUGAUGAUCUACGCGUUCUUCAAGAAAACGGUGAGCUUUUAACCUCGUUAAAAGAUUGGGCGGGAAAAAUGUUAACGGUUUCCAAGAAAGAGAAACCCUCCAAUAACUAG
Molecule: messenger RNA, 690 nt
Organism: Lachancea dasiensis
Lineage: Eukaryota; Fungi; Ascomycota; Saccharomycetes; Saccharomycetales; Saccharomycetaceae
Source: the annotation of a GenBank genome assembly